UAUAUAGGGCCCGCCGGCCCGCCGGCCGCCACUGCCCGCUCGCCCGCCGCCUCUCCGCGCCAGGCAUGGCCCCCAGCACCGUGGCCGUGGAGCUGCUCAGCCCCAAAGAGAAAAACCGCCUCCGCAAGCCCGUGGUGGAGAAGAUGCGCCGCGACCGCAUCAACAGCAGCAUCGAGCAGCUGAAGCUGCUGCUGGAGCAGGAGUUCGCGCGCCACCAGCCCAACUCCAAGCUGGAGAAGGCCGACAUCCUGGAGAUGGCCGUCAGCUACCUGAAGCACAGCAAAGCCUUCGCCGCCGCCGCCGCCGGCCCCAAGAGCCUGCACCAGGACUACAGCGAGGGCUACUCCUGGUGCCUGCAGGAGGCCGUGCAGUUCCUGACGCUGCACGCGGCCAGCGACACGCAGAUGAAGCUGCUCUACCACUUCCAGCGACCCCCCGCCGCACCCACGGUGCCCACCAAGGAGCCCAAGGCCACGGGCACCGCGCCCCAACCCGUGCUCACCCCCGCCAAGGCCACCGCCGUCGCAGCACGCCAGUCCACCUGCGGCCUCUGGCGGCCCUGGUGACCCUGUCAGCCUGGCGGGUGGCCACCCCCGAGGACCGGAGGGCCGGCCAGCCUGCUCCUCUGGCCAUCCAUCUGUCCCUCCUGGGGCUUGGACAGGCCCCCUUCUCCGGAAGGCUCUCUCUCCAGGCUGGCGGGCCAGCAGGAGGGUCAUUCUCAAGAGAAUGUGCUUGCAGAGUCCUUGUCACUUAGGACAAUCAGGGCCCACCUUCUGCCAAGUGUCUGACUCCAUGGGGUUGUUCUGUGUUUGCAUUUCAGCAAGUGACUUCUGGGAAGUCCCCGCCGCCUGGGGUUCUAUGAUAUUUGUAAGUGUCAGGAGCUCGGUCAGCCGGUGCCUCCACGUGUAGAAGACUUCCUUCAGGGCCUGCUGUGUCCGGGCCAGGGGGCCUGGCGGGCGGGCCGUGCCGUGGGCACAUUUGCCUUUUGUGAAGGCGGAACUCAAGGUGUAUCCUCAUAGGAACGAGCGUCAGCCUGGAUGGGCACGGAGGGGCCACACGAAGCCGUGGCCACAAGGCCCCUGCGCACACUCGGUUGUCUAGCAGAGGCUCAGAGUGGGCUUUGGGGGGAGGGUGGGGGUCUCCACCAUGAUCCUCAAAGGGUCCCUGUGUGUGGGUGGGUGUGUGUGGGCAGGAUCUGAAUUCAGAAUUUGAACCGCCGGUCCCGUGGGAGCCCACGGGCUGGCUCUGCAGAUUUCCAAUAAAACCUAA
Molecule: messenger RNA, 1269 nt
Organism: Lutra lutra (Eurasian river otter)
Lineage: Eukaryota; Metazoa; Chordata; Mammalia; Carnivora; Mustelidae
Gene: HES5
Product: hes family bHLH transcription factor 5
Exons: 3
Coding region: 66-566 (166 amino acids)
Biological process (GO): anterior/posterior pattern specification; regulation of neurogenesis; regulation of transcription by RNA polymerase II
Cellular component (GO): nucleus
Molecular function (GO): DNA-binding transcription factor activity, RNA polymerase II-specific; protein dimerization activity; RNA polymerase II cis-regulatory region sequence-specific DNA binding
Source: RefSeq, a predicted model, not a curated record